Messenger RNA from Capronia epimyces CBS 606.96, 765 nucleotides. RefSeq lists its product as uncharacterized. The coding region runs from base 1 to 765 and encodes 254 amino acids. The transcript has 4 exons. The record is from RefSeq and is a predicted model, not a curated record. NCBI's taxonomy places the organism in Eukaryota, Fungi, Ascomycota, Eurotiomycetes, Chaetothyriales, Herpotrichiellaceae.
AUGGGCCGACUCGAUGGGAAAGUUAUCAUUGUGACCGGUGCUGGGGCCGGUUUCGGGCGAGGGAUCGUCGAGAAACUGACCGCCGAAGGCGCAUCUGUGCUCGGAGUCGACAUCAACCAAGCGGAAAAUAACAAGACUGCCUCGCUCUGCCCACCAGGCAAGGUGCACGCCUUUACCGCCGAUAUAACCUUGGAGUCGUCGUGGCGCGAGAUUCUUCACCAGGCGCGGUCGGCAUUCUCCAAUCGCCUCGACGUCGUUGUCAACUGCGCGGGCGUCGUACAUAACGCAGCGCCGUCACACGAGGUGCCCGAGGACCAAUUCGACCUGAUGUUCCGAGUCAAUGUGAAGCCACUGUAUCUCAGCACCAAGGUGAUUGUCCCGUGGUGGAAAGAGAACAAGCUACCAGGUCUGUUCAUCAACCUGAGCAGCAUCAGCGAGCCCAGGCCGAGGCCAAACCUAGUAUGGUACGCCGCGAGCAAGGGAGCUGUGACGGUGACGACCAAAGGCCUUGCGGCAGAGUAUGCCGUCGAUCAGAUCAGGUAUAACUGUAUUCGGCCAGCCGUGGGCGAGACGGCCAUGCUCCCACGAGUUCUUGGCGGCCAGGACACCCCGGAAGGUCGGAAGAAAGUGCUCGGGACGGUCCCGUUAGGCCGGGUGUGUCAGCCUGGCGACAUUGCGAAUAUGGUGUGCUUUCUCGGAUCGGAUGAAGCGACGUAUAUCACGGGCGCCGCGUUUGAUGUUGAUGGUGGCAGAGGGGUCAGCUGA